AUGCCACUGCCGCCAACUCCGACCACCACCGCCGCCGCCGCCCACCGACGAAACCACCACUGGCAACACUGCCACUGCGACCAUCGCCGCCACCACCGCUCGACCCGCCACCUCCGCUACCGCCAACCGCCGCCACCCACCUCCGCCACCACCGUCGCUGCCACUUUCGAUCACCGCCACCACCCACGUCUACCACCACCCACGUCUACCACCACCACCACCCACCAUCGCCGCUACCACCUCCGAUCACCUCCGCCACCCACCUCCACCACCACUGCCGGCAACACCCAUCGUCGGCACCGCUACCACCUCCCCACCACCAUCGCCACCGCCACCGCCACUGCCGCCACCCACCUCGUCGUCACCCACCACCACCCGCCGUCAUCACCACCUUCCACCGCCGCCACUAGGGGUGUGCAUGUUGUUUAUGAGUGGAGUAGAGAAAAAAAGUAA
Messenger RNA from Helianthus annuus (common sunflower), 453 nucleotides. Its product is annotated as extensin-like. NCBI's taxonomy places the organism in Eukaryota, Viridiplantae, Streptophyta, Magnoliopsida, Asterales, Asteraceae. The coding region runs from base 1 to 453 and encodes 150 amino acids. The transcript has 2 exons. The record is from RefSeq and is a predicted model, not a curated record.